AUGGUCUCGUUCCAAUGCGAGAACUGUGGAGAUGUGCUCACGAAGAAGAAACUCGACUCCCACCGCGGCCAGUGUCGCGGCGCCUCCUUCUCGUGCCUGGACUGCAUGGUCCAUUUCCAGGGCACUGAGUAUCGAUCUCACACCUCAUGCAUGACGGAGGCGCAAAAGUAUCAGGGAGCACUAUAUAAAGAGAAGCCAGCGAAGAACACGAAGAAGAAAGCUGUCACCAUAGCUGAGGACGCAGUUGUCAAGUCGCUCAACCCGUACGUCGAGGACGCGCCCGAUGCAGACGACAACUUCAACGGCGCACCGCCGCCAGCACCCAGUCCUCCGCCGUUUAAAAACACCGACACCACCGUGGCUAAACCAAGGUCUGAGAAGAUCGAUGUGUUCGACUUCCUCGAUGAGUCGACUACGCCCAACGCCUCCAGGACGAACCUCAACGAGUCGAUGACCAUGGUGGAACACGCUCCCCCGAUCUUCGACUCGCCAAAGCAGCUUGCCCGGAUAGACGGCGACAGAGACGAGGAGGACGCGGGCUACGAUGUUGCGUACGAGGAGAAUGGCUUCUCGUACGGAGCAGGUCCCAUCCCGCCUGCGCCGCCGUACAGACACGACUCCGGCCUCUCCACUGCAUCAAACGAGUUCAGGACGCCUGCGCAGAAGUGGGAGCAAGAACGGCAGCAGUGGCUCAACGACCGCAACGCAAGAAUCAACAUGAAUCGUCCCCCUCCUUCGCUCGAGCGUCACCGGACAGACAGCAACAUGAGUCUCACCUCGAGUGACAAGAAACGGAAACGUGGACAGGCCGGCCCUUCUGACCCCAACCUAACUACUCCAGGAGGAGGAGGAAGCUAUGACUACGAGGCCGACACUCCCAUGAUGGACGCCUCUGCAGCUGGUCAUACUGCCUAUCACGAUCGACCACCUCCAAUCCUGCAUUCAGGCUUGACCGGCAACCUCAGCCGUAUGAUGCGUUACUCUGCUUCUCCGGACUACACUGACGAGUACCGCAGCGACCACUCGCGUGGCCACGGCGAACCCAACUCCCCCAUCAAGCGUAGCAAACGCACCAAGGAGCCCGUUGGAUCUGGAGAAAACGGACUGGGAAUAUCGAUGAAGGGACAGGGUCGCACGGCAGGAAAGCUCAUCUCCAUGCUCGGCGCUGGCGCCACUAUCGACCCGGCAACUAAGGCACUUGUGCGCACCAAGAGACGCACCUCGGAGGGGUCGAGUGCAGCCGGCGCUCCUGCAUCUGCACCUGCACCCGCACCUGCACCGUCUUCUACGUCACGCGAGCUGGCGCAGACCAAGAAGACCAAACGGCCAAAGACACGCCAGCUGUCCGAGGUGGGCAGCAGCAGACGCAAGGUCAGCGGUGCCAGCACAAGGAACGGCAACGGCAACGGGAACGGGGCUGAAGACUCCGACUCGGAACGGCCCGAGAAGGAUCACCAGCGCAAGCUGAAGGCCAUCGAGUACAAACGCCCUACGGACUCUGACGACGGGGCCUCCAAACGCAGCAAGACGGACAACAGCCAGAUGAUCCUGUUCAAGAACGGCGCCCAGCCAGGCCACGACAGCGAGUUCGAAGAGACCCUGCGCGUCGAAAAGGCCAGCGUCUUCUUGUCCUUGGUCAACAAGGGCCCGGACAGCGAGCGUGGAUGCUCUGUCCACAAGAUCCUGAAGCGCUACCACCGUCUCGAGUCCCCGUCCCGCUCUGGCUCGCCCGAGUCCAAGGACAAGGACGGCAAAGAGAGCUCGCGAGGCAGCAGGCGAGGCAGGGGACGCAGCCGCGCUGAAGAGAAGGAGCGGAAGGAGGAGGAAGAGCAGCAGCUUUGGCGGACGCUGCGAGUCAAGCGCAACGAUAACGGCGAGAUGGUCCUUUUCCUGCCGUGA
Messenger RNA from Nannizzia gypsea CBS 118893, 1899 nucleotides. RefSeq lists its product as hypothetical. The record is from RefSeq and is a predicted model, not a curated record. Gene Ontology annotation, biological process: rRNA processing; negative regulation of transcription by RNA polymerase II. Gene Ontology annotation, cellular component: nucleolus. The transcript has 3 exons. NCBI's taxonomy places the organism in Eukaryota, Fungi, Ascomycota, Eurotiomycetes, Onygenales, Arthrodermataceae. Gene Ontology annotation, molecular function: DNA binding. The coding region runs from base 1 to 1899 and encodes 632 amino acids.